CGGGGCUCCCGUCCCCUUUGCGGCCGGAGGCGCGGGAGGUGCUCUCCCUCCGCAGCCCCGCGAGGGCUGGGGCUGCCCCCGGCCCGUUGAGGCGGAGGGCGGGCGGUUUCGGCGCCCGGGCGGAGCGGGACCUGCCCGGGGCGUUAUUGCUGCCCCGGCCGCUCGGGCAGCACCGCGUCCCCCCGCCCGCAGCCGGGCUGGCCCCGUGUGCAGGCAGGACGGGACAGGACGGCCGUUCGGUCUCUGCUGGUGUUUAGUUGGGGUUUUUGGUUUGUUUGUUGGACUUUUGUCUUGUUUGCUUGUUGUUUUGCCCUUGUUUGGGUGCUUGUUUGGUUUUUCUUAAUCCCCCCUCUUCGUGUUCUUUCUUAGCUUGUUUUCAUAGUUUCUGUUUGUAGUUGUUCGUACCAGCCGUAUUUACCAACUUUGUCAUUAGGUCCAAGCCGUAGCUAACUUGGUUUUCGAAAUGCUGCUGGUGCCUUAAAAUGAUAAAUUAUCUUUUCCCAAAGCCUUCAGGGCAGCCCUAAAAUGUCAAAAGUGUGAUUUCAUGGUUUUCCUUAAUCUUGCUCUCCUUCUUUUUCAGGUAUAGCUUAGUGUUAUGGGUGAUACGGAAGAAGCUAAAAUGCAGAUAGCACCAGAAACUCCAGGAAGAGUCACAAUCCUGAAUCCUUUUGAAAGUCCCACUGAUUACUAUACUCUUCAGGAGCAGAUUGUUUCCAGUCCUUCCAUCUUUAAGUCAACAAAAUCCUCAUCUACACCAGGAAAAUUUAGAUGGUCUAUUGAUCAGCUUGCUCUAAUAAAUCCUGUGGAAAUAGACUCGGAAGACAUUCGACGCCAAGGAAUGUAUUUGAGCCACGCUAGAAUUGAUAAGGAGACCGAAGAAAGAAGGCAAAAAGCUAUUGAGGAGUUUUUCACAAAAAAACUCAUAGUUCCUUCUCCUUGGACUGAACAUGAAAGCAAGGAAGUUUCUCAGUUUAAUUCAACUAAAUCCAUAGAUAUAAAUAACAUUUCUCCAAUUGGAAGACAGCUGAGCUUGCAGCCUGGGAAAAGCAAUGCUGCUUGUCAGACAGUACUGACUUUGCCAGUGGAUUUUAAUUUAGAGAAAAUACUUGGUGAAUAUUUUAGAACUGAUGAAUUUGCAGAUCAGUCUCAGGAAAAUCUAAGCUCUUCAUCACUCAGAAGAAAGCUAUUUUUAGAAGAAAAUGGGAAUGUAUCUGCAUGUUUGUCCCCUUCUCUGCAUAGUCCAUGUGGUAGUCAGCCACUUGGAGUGCUUUGUUCAAUAGAAUUAUCUCCAGUCCGGUGCAGAAGCCCCCUGGACACAUCUAGUUCAGCUCAGUUUUCAUCAAGUCCUAUUCAGGGAGGAACAAGAGCUUAUAGUUUGGGAAGUAUAACCAGUCCGCCGUUUUCAGAGGGGUCUCCUGCACAUAAUGGUUCUCCUGCUUUUUCACCAAUUGCUUUUCACAUAAGAAAAACACCACUCUCAGACCAAAGAAAAUUUACAUUUCGUUCUCCAGAUAUUCCUUCUUCCUCCAAUAGAAUGACACCCCCAACAAGUACAAGAAGUCCUUACAUAGAUGGUUGUUCUCCAAUUAAAAAUUGCUCUCCUAUGAGGCUUGGAACCUGUAGAGGAACUGCCCAAUAUCAGACUUCUGUCAUUAGAAUACCAAUUGCAGUUGAGAAUCGUGAUGAGGAUGAGGAAGACAAGGAAAGCACUUCUUCAGCAGAAGCUGGGUUCCCAGAAAUGGAUAAUGGAAUAAACUUACAUCAGGAAGGCAAUGAUACUUUUGCACAUGGUACACAUCUUGUGGUGGCAACUGUGUCAAUUGCACCAGAUCACUCAGAAGGUUGUCAUCAAAGGUUGUCAUCUUUUCAGGAUAUAGAAGGCUUAAAGGAAAGUAAUACUGUAGACAUGGCUGAUGCUGCUGAAGUGUCAGAGGGAAACACUUGGAUAAAAGAAACAAUUGGCAGUAGCAAUACACCAAUGACCAGCUUUAUGACAGGCAUUACUUUCAGUAUCGAAAGCUCUCGCAUGUGCAUGUCACCUCUUGCAGAAAGCAGUGUGAUUCCUUGUGACAACAGUAGUAUUCAGGUGGACAGUGGUUACAAUACACAGACUUGUGGAAACAGCAUUAUGGAUACUGCAGAGGCUGAAAACAGUUGUAAAGAAAACGAUGUGAAUACUGUUAUGUUUCAGAAUAAAUCUCAGCUGCUCAGAACAAAGGAGUGUUCUGUUUUAAGCCAUAAGGACAAUCAAUUGCUGAGAAAAAAAUCUCCAGAGAAGCAAUCCUGUUUUCAGAAAGCCAAAACACAUAGCACAGUAUUUGGUCAAAAUGCAACUUGCAACAUUUCUGCUUGGAAACAUAAAAAUGAAAAUCAAGUUCAGGGAUUUCACAAAACUGGGAGAAAAAAAAUCCACAUGGUAAUCUUGUGACCCUAGUGACCAAGAGGGAAAGAAGAGGUAUGGGAUACACUGGUAUUUCCAGGCUGUUUAUGUAGAGCUCUGGUAAACUUCAUUGGAUUAAUGAAAAAGGGAAGUCCAUUCUAACAAGUGUUCCAGGUAAAGCAGUCUUCCUCUCUUUUCAUAGCAAUGAUGUCCUAGGAUACUGUAUGGGAAUUCUGCUUUCUGUUCUAUUCCACAACCCACAGAAAAGCUUGUACCAAAGUGACAGUGGCUGAUGAGCAGCUGUUGGCACACUAGGCCUGAAACCCAUUAGUCACAUUGGUCAGGUCUAAAUUUGAAGGCAAGACAGCAUUUUUAAAAAAUCUCAAAAGGGGAGGUGUGAACAGAAUCUCUUUGCAUUAAUAUCAGUGUGUUAGACCUGAGAGUUGUGUGUUGUUUGAAUAGAACAGUUCUUGAAAUAUUUUAAUUUAUAAUUUCCUAGUGAAGGCUUUCUGAGAAGCAUAUUUCAGAAAAGGAAAUGUCUGUCUGCAUCACUUGAUUGUAGUUCUCACAUUGCAAAAAUAAAUAUUGAAAAAUUUACUUUAGAAAUCUAAUGAGCAAACAUAAUGUGCAUUAUUUUUACUUCUGUAGCAAUUUAAUCACUAUUUCUGAAAUGCAUGUGGGAUUGCCAUGGAAUGUCAACAUAAUGGAAUCGAGUGUCAUAGAGUAGCUAUUUCAUGAUCUCCAAACAGUGCCCUACUAGAAGCUGAAAUACACUGAAUUGCUAACUGUUAAGGGAUAAAUUUUGUUAAAAGUAGGAAAUGAACUCAGACUUCUGAAAAACAAACUUGAUAGAAUAGGGCCUUCAAAACGUUCUUAGCUUUAGCUUCUAAGUUUUGUCACUCAGAAGCAGGAUAAAACUUGUUUGAGAUUUAAAAGUUACAUAUGACCUUGUGUCAUUUUUGUUAUGAUAACUUCAAUGAUAAGCAAUUGAAAGGACUGUACAAAGCAUUUAUUUUUGCAAUUGUGAUUACUAAAAUAGUAAUGUAAAUUUAAUGAAUGUUAAGCAGGGCAGCCCAAAUUAUGAUCUGUUUCUGAAUUUUUCUGAGUUAUGUGUAUAAUUAAGAUUUACUUUUUAACUAAAUCUUUUGUUUUUAUAAUGUGUUCAAUGAUCAGAGGCUUUUGAAGUAUUCACAAGUAAAAAAGCCAUCCCUUAAGUAUUUAACUUCAUCCUGUAUUAGUAUUUUCUUAAAGGUAAGAAAAAUGUAAGAGCAGAAAUAAGUGAAUGUGAGAAGUGAUUAAGGAUGCCCCCAGCUGGAUUGCCUGUAUUUUUUGUCCUGUUUUGUAGUCUUCAGUUAGAUGGGAAAUAUUUAUUUUAUGAAAACAUGCUUAUUUUUUUAUUAUGUUUGUACAACUGAUUUGUAGAAGAAACCUGCUGUGCAAAUUACCAUGGAAAUCACUUCACCAUUCUGUUUCUGUUGUUGUUAAUGCAUUGGUUGGCACACCUUGCACAAAAUGGUCAUUGUUUACAUUAAAUUAAUACCAGUAGUUUUAAUUAGAGUCCUUUAAUAUGUCUAAUUGUAAAUUGAGUAGUGAAACAGAAUAAAGACAUUUCUUUAAUA
Molecule: messenger RNA, 3999 nt
Organism: Parus major (Great Tit)
Lineage: Eukaryota; Metazoa; Chordata; Aves; Passeriformes; Paridae
Gene: BORA
Product: BORA aurora kinase A activator
Exons: 12
Coding region: 596-2428 (610 amino acids)
Biological process (GO): regulation of mitotic spindle organization; activation of protein kinase activity; regulation of mitotic nuclear division
Cellular component (GO): cytoplasm; nucleus
Molecular function (GO): protein kinase binding
Source: RefSeq, a predicted model, not a curated record